AUGCUCUCUGUGACCUCGGUUGCCUCUACAUUUUCUGUCCUAUUCAUCAUUGGCCUCGUUAUUCGUAUUUUACAAAAUAGAAUCUUUCACCCGCUACGCUCAGUGCCUGGGCCUUGGUUCAACAGCCUAUCAGAGCUGCCUGCCGCAAUAGCCCUUGUAAAGGGAGAUCAGCACCUUUACUACAGGUCUCUGCAUGAAAAAUAUGGCUUAGUCGUGCGAGUUUCUCCAAAUGAGCUGAGUUUUAUAACAACAGAGGCUCGAGAAGAGAUCUAUGGGUUUCGCAAAGGCGGCCUUCUUAUGGAGAAGAGCCCUAUAUUUCUUGGGGCCGUAGGAAACGUCAAUGGGGAGACUGGUGUGAGCCUAGCGCUGAACAAACAACAUACUCGGCAACGCAAGGCUUUGGGGUACUUGUUCUCUAACAGCGCAUUGGCCAAACUGGAAAAUAUUCUUAAAAUUCAUGUUCAGAAACUCAUAUCCGUGCUCGAAAAAGGGGCAUCUGAGAAGCAGGCAGUGAAUGUCUCAGACUGGUACACAUACCUUGCAUUUGAUAUAAUGGGCGAUCUGUGCUUCGCAGAGCCGUUUGGGUGCUUGGAUCAGGCUUCAGCGACGGACUGGUCAACUUCUGUCAUCAACGUUUUCGUCGCGGCCACUUGGACACAGGGCAUUCGCCGAAUAUCUGGGGUUGGCACCUGGCUUGAGCGACUCAUGACAUGGCUUCUGGUCCCUGCGAAGGCUGCCUCGUGGCGAUCGAUCCAUUUAGACAAUUCCUGCGAGAAAACAGUUCGUCGCCUGCAAGACCCUAACAGGGAGCAUACAGAUUUCAUGUAUCACAUUCUGAACAGCGAAUCCAAAAGCCUGUUAUCCAAAACUGAAAUCCAGUUGAACAUGGCCUUAUUUAUUAGUGCUGGAACUGACACAACGGCGACGGCUCUAGUCGGGUGGACAUACUACAUUUGCACUCACCCCGACGUAUACAAGCGACUUACAACGGAAAUUAGAAAUGCUUUUACAGCCAACGUUGACAUCAAUUGGGACAACGUUAGAAGAUUGACGUACCUCGAAGCUACGCUGAACGAGGCUCUGCGUCUUUUCCCACCAUCACCUGCAAGUCAGCAGCGCAUAGUCCCUCCGGGUGGCGCAACCAUUGCCGGAUAUUGUGUCCCUGCAGGAACCACAGUGGCCGUACCUCCAUGGGUAUCAACACACUCGCCUGUUAACUUCCGUGAUCCUGAUACCUUCAAACCAGAGAGGUGGCUAGGAGAGGACGCAGAGUUCUUAGAGGACCACCUGAACGCAUCGCUACCGUUCGGAACAGGACCCAGGACAAAGAAUAGCGGUGGUGGGGAGGCUGCAAAUACUGUCAGCGAUGAGUACUUGAAACAUUAUUGGCAAACACAAUGGUUUUCAUCUGAAUACCUCUUCAUGAACGACAGUAUCGACUCAGGUCGAAUUCACCAUCGAGCUGACUUUAGCCGGCAACACAUUCUCGCAGAAAGAAGCUGUGUGCACAACGUGACAGACACCUUGAGCAAUUUUGCUCUUCUGUUUGUUGCCAAAUGA
Trichoderma aggressivum f. europaeum is the source of this 1560-nucleotide messenger RNA. RefSeq lists its product as uncharacterized. Bases 1 to 1560 code for a protein of 519 amino acids. Lineage: Eukaryota; Fungi; Ascomycota; Sordariomycetes; Hypocreales; Hypocreaceae. The transcript has 6 exons. The record is from RefSeq and is a predicted model, not a curated record. Gene Ontology annotation, molecular function: monooxygenase activity; heme binding; oxidoreductase activity, acting on paired donors, with incorporation or reduction of molecular oxygen.